CCAGUUCCAGCACCACCGCCCGUGGCCGUUGUAGCAGGGCUGCGCCGCCGCUCUGACUGCCGUAGGCUGCUGCGUGGGCCUCCUAGGCACACACACGGGCGUCGGCGCUGGCCAUGGCGUCGCCGUCGCGUAAGGUUCUCCUAGGCGUAACCUUCGAGAGGCGGCUCCGGUCUCGCACUCGGCAACUCUUCUGGGCCGCCGAUCUCCCUGUAGCUACCACCUCUCGCUCUCUCGCGGCCGCCGCUGCCACGACGCUGCCGUCGGGCGGGUCUCCAGCGGCUCUUCUGUUCUCUUUGAGGACCAUCUCGUCAACGCGCCUCUCGAAACUGUCCGCCUUCAGUGACGCGCCCGGCCCAUCUGUGGUGGACCACAAGUCGAUAAUGCAAGAGGAUGAAUUUCACAAAUUAGCAGAUGAGACAAUUCAUGAUUUGCUUGAAACACUUGAGGAAUAUGGUGACUCCAUUCAGAUGGAUGGUUUCGACAUAGACUAUGGGAACCAGGUUUUGACAUUGAGGCUUGGGGAUUUGGGGACAUAUGUUGUGAACAAGCAAUCACCAAACAGACAAAUCUGGCUUUCUUCACCUGUAAGUGGGCCUUCUAGGUUUGACUGGGAUGCAGCAACUAAUGGUUGGAUAUACAAGCGAACUGGAUCGAAUCUUGUGCAACUUCUUGAGAAGGAGAUUGGUGAGCUCUGUGGUACUCCAGUACAACUUUCAUAAUAGUACAGGAAAUGCCACACAACUAGGUUGGAUGGAGAGCAGUGCACUUGAGGUACAGUAUGAAUGAGAGUAUGAGACAACCCUCCUGUAAUAUGGUUAUUCACAAGAUUUUCUUCUGGACAUUUGCACACUGUUUGGGAUAAAUAAUUUCAUUCGCUGA
Messenger RNA from Zea mays, 879 nucleotides. RefSeq names its product frataxin. NCBI's taxonomy places the organism in Eukaryota, Viridiplantae, Streptophyta, Magnoliopsida, Poales, Poaceae. Gene Ontology annotation, biological process: iron incorporation into metallo-sulfur cluster; intracellular iron ion homeostasis. Gene Ontology annotation, cellular component: mitochondrion. The record is from RefSeq and is marked validated. Gene Ontology annotation, molecular function: ferric iron binding; 2 iron, 2 sulfur cluster binding; ferroxidase activity.